AUGGCGACCGACGCUGCCGUGGCCAAAGAGGGCCUGGUCAUUCCUCUCAUCGACUUUUCAAAAUUCCUCUCCGGCACACCUCACGAGCGCCAAUCCACCGCCAAAGCCAUCCUCCAUGGCUUCCAAACCGCCGGCUUCAUCUACCUCAAGAACCACCCCAUCCCAGCCGACCUCCUCCGCCACACAUUCACACGCUCCGCAGACUUCUUCGCCAUCGACACCGCCGCCAAAAUGAACCUCUGCUGGACUACCCCCGAAGCCAACCGCGGGUACUCGUCACCUGGCCGUGAAAAAGUCAGCCAGCUAGAGGACAUGGCUGAGAUUGAAAAAGUCCGCAGCGCGGCGCCAGAUCUGAAGGAGAGUUUUGAAAUUGGCCGUGACACCGACCCCCAGCAUCCCAAUCAGUGGCCCGUUGAGGAGGGUAACUUAAAGGGGUUCAGGCCGGACAUGAUGGAUUUCUUUGCCAAGUGUCAGGCUCUGCAUGCGGAGGUUAUGAGGGCUAUUGCGUUGGGCAUGGGGCUGGAGGAGAGCUUCUUUGAUGGGUUUGUGGAUGUCGGUGAUAAUACGUUGCGGUUGUUGCAUUAUCCGUCGGUGAAGGCGGACGUAUUCAAGAUUAACCCUGGGCAGGUGAGGGCUGGUGAGCACAGCGACUAUGGCUCUGUAACUCUCCUAUUCCAAGACAGCCGCGGCGGCUUACAAGUCAAGAGUCCAACCGGCCACUUUGUCGACGCCACUCCAAUCGAGGGAACCAUUGUCAUCAAUGCCGGUGACUUGUUAGCUCGCUGGAGCAACGACACCAUCAAGAGCACCAUCCACCGCGUGGUUGAACCGCCUAGGAAGGAGGCGGAUUCCUACCCGCCGCGAUAUAGUAUUGCGUACUUUUGCAACCCGAAUUCAGAAAGCUUCAUUGAAACCUUGCCCGGGACGUACGCUACCGAGCAGGAUAAGAAAUACAAGGGCGUGAAUAGCGGCGACUAUUUAGUGCAGAGACUUACGGCUACCUAUUAA
Pochonia chlamydosporia 170 is the source of this 1008-nucleotide messenger RNA. Its product is annotated as thymine dioxygenase. The record is from RefSeq and is a predicted model, not a curated record. The transcript is spliced from 4 exons. The coding region runs from base 1 to 1008 and encodes 335 amino acids. Lineage: Eukaryota; Fungi; Ascomycota; Sordariomycetes; Hypocreales; Clavicipitaceae.